Molecule: messenger RNA, 474 nt
Organism: Blepharisma stoltei
Lineage: Eukaryota; Ciliophora; Heterotrichea; Heterotrichida; Blepharismidae
Source: the annotation of a GenBank genome assembly
AUGCUUGAUGCCCCAAUCCCUAUUCUUGUAGGGACUUCUCUGCCUGUCAAUUAUAAAGGGAAUUUAAUUUGGGUUCUAUUGGAUGAAAAAAAUUGUUCUGAAAAAAUAAAAGGGACAAAUUCUUUGCUGCAAGAAGUUAAGAUCCCUGUUCUAAACGAACUAAGACAAAAGGUGAGCAUACUUUAUCAAUUUUUCAAGGGGGACGAAAUAUGUUUUAAUCCUUCAGAUGCACAAAUUUCUGCCUGCAUGAAAAUUGCGAAAGUGAUAAGAGAAUUUUGACAAAAAAUUAUUGAUGCUGCAAGGACAUAUAAAAAUAAAAACAUCAAUAGUUCUUUAAUGCACUUUUUAAGGCAGUUUUCGGAGGGUGAUCAUGAAUUUCUUAUGUCAAUGAUGGAAACUCAACUAUUUAGUAACAUAUAUCAAGACUUUCCAAUGGAAGAAAACUUGCUAAAUGUCCCAAAGGGAAAGUUGUAA